Messenger RNA from Rosa chinensis, 1109 nucleotides. RefSeq names its product B3 domain-containing protein Os01g0723500. Gene Ontology annotation, molecular function: DNA binding. The record is from RefSeq and is a predicted model, not a curated record. NCBI's taxonomy places the organism in Eukaryota, Viridiplantae, Streptophyta, Magnoliopsida, Rosales, Rosaceae. Bases 203 to 976 code for a protein of 257 amino acids. The transcript has 5 exons.
UUGGCUACUAGAACAAGCAAGCAAUUAUAGUGCCAGCCUUUUCUCUCUCUCUGCCGCAUUUCACUACUUUCCCAACCUCUCUGAGGAGCUUGUUUGGCUCAAACCUCAAAAUGGUGAUUCAAAUUCAUUGCCUCCUGCUCUGAAAUCUUCUAAUCUGGACCGUUGAUUUGCCCAAUACUUCUCUAGGUUAGUACUAGUUGGAAUGGAGGGAGCAUCCAAGGAGCCUACCUUCUUCAAGAUAAUCAAAACUGGGUUUAACACUGAUGAUCUGAGAAUCCCCCCAAAGUUCCGGAGGCACAUGUUAAAUGAACUUUCUGAAACGGCAACUUUGGAGUUGAAGGGUUCUUCAAAAUGUUCAUGGACUGUUCAAGUGAGUCAAAUAGAAAGCGAUAUAUAUUUCAAGAAUGGAUGGCAGAAGUUUAUAAAAGAUAACUCCUUGGGCGAUUUUGAGUUUUUAGUAUUUUGGUAUGAGAGACCGAUGCAUUUUACUAUAGAGAUCUUUGACAAGACGGCAUGCAAGAGAAACAAUCUUCUGGAAAAAUCCACUAGGGCUGACAACACUAAGAGGCCUCGGGGUAGACCAAGAAAGUGCAAUCGUUCAGCUGCUGGUGAAAACAUUCAGAGUUGCCAGUCCUUUGAACUGAAAGAGAUCAAAGAAGAGGAAGAAGAGGAAGCUGCCACAUUGCCCAGCUCUGGGUUCCGUUCUUUUACAAGUAUUAUGGGGAAACGCUGUUAUAAUGUGGCAGUUCCAGUGGACUUCAGUAGGGAGCAUCUUCCUCAGGGCUACUACAACAUUGUGCUGAAAAAUUUGAAGGGACAAAAAUGGAAAGUGAAAGUCGUCUGUUCUGGUAAAACAGUUAAACUUUCUGCAGGGUGGGUGGAGUUUAGACGUGCUAAUCAAAUUAACUGCGGAGAUAUUUGCACAUUUGAUCUUGUGGGAAGAAGGACCAUGGUGGUUCACGUUAUUCCAAAGUGAUCAGUAUGUUAUUCAAGAUUUUCUAGCCAAUUAGACAUACUAGUAUUUGUGGCUUGUAUAAUGACCUCUCUUGUUCUGUUGGACUGGUUUGUUGCUGUGCUGUUUAAUUAAGCAGUAAUCUUAUUUUCAAAUA